Molecule: messenger RNA, 159 nt
Organism: Funneliformis caledonium
Lineage: Eukaryota; Fungi; Glomeromycota; Glomeromycetes; Glomerales; Glomeraceae
Source: the annotation of a GenBank genome assembly
CGCUUAUCUAAUAAAAUAUACUACUUAUUUGUUGGGCCCCUUCUUUUCAAUUUUAUUUGGAAUAAUCGUAGGAAACGGUGUUCGAGAUGCGGAUAUACUCGCCUUGGUAGGUAUGGCACCUGGUAAUUUCAGGACAGAAGAUCAGAGGCUUGAUCUUUG